Molecule: messenger RNA, 363 nt
Organism: Ostreococcus lucimarinus CCE9901
Lineage: Eukaryota; Viridiplantae; Chlorophyta; Mamiellophyceae; Mamiellales; Bathycoccaceae
Exons: 1
Biological process (GO): translation
Cellular component (GO): ribosome; cytosolic large ribosomal subunit
Molecular function (GO): structural constituent of ribosome
Source: RefSeq, a predicted model, not a curated record
AUGAUCGCCGCCGCCUCCGCCCUCGCGUCGAGGUUCGCCGUCGCGACCGCGCUCGAUCGCAUCGCGCCCGCGCGCGUCGACGCGCGCGCGCCGCGUCGCGCCGUCAUCGAGUGCGCGCACAAGAAGGGGACGGGGUCGACGAAGAAUGGCCGCGAUUCCAACCCGCAGUACCUCGGCGUGAAGAAGUACGGCGAGGAGAAGGUGCAGGUCGGAUCGAUCAUCGUUCGUCAGCGAGGGAACAAGUUCCACGCGGGCGACGGCGUCGGGACGGGUAAAGAUUUUACGCUGUACGCGCUCAGGGACGGCGAGGUCAAGUUUAAAGUCGGCGCGAAUAAGAAAAAGUUCGUGACGAUCGUCGACGCG